UUAAACAUUACUCAGGUGCAAAGCAUAACUUGCCUCUACUUCACUGUUUGUUAUAUAUAUAUUCUCUAAUCCUUUUAUCUCAAAUGUUAAUCAAGGGAAAAGCUCUCAAUGCCGUUGCAUCUCAUAAUGUUAAAGUGAUAGUCAUUGGCAAUCCUUGCAAUACAAAGUGAGGAAAAAAUCUUGACUUGAGAUUUAUCUAUUCACUGAUUCUUCUUAUUUCUGGAUCCUACUGCAUUUCAUGUCCAGCGCUCUCAUAUUUUUGAAAAAUACACCAAAUAUACCUGCAAAGAACUUCCAUGCUUUGACUAGAUUGGAUGAGAACAGAGCCAAAUGUCAGUUUGGCCUUAAAGCAGGUGUGUUUUACGAUAAAGUGUCAAAUAUGACAAUAUGGGGAAAUGACUCUACUACUCAGGUUCCAGAUUUUUUAAAUGCCAAAGUCAAUGGAAUUCCAGUGAAAGAAGUUACAAAGGACACAGAAUGGUUGGAGAAAGAGUUCACCAAGAAGGUCCAGAAGAGAGGAGGCGUGCUGAUUAAAAAAUGUGGAAGAUCCUCAACCACAUCAACUGCUGUAUCAAUAAUUGAUGUCAUAAAGUCCGUCAUCACUCUGACACCAAAUGGUGAUUGA
Molecule: messenger RNA, 625 nt
Organism: Telopea speciosissima
Lineage: Eukaryota; Viridiplantae; Streptophyta; Magnoliopsida; Proteales; Proteaceae
Product: malate dehydrogenase [NADP], chloroplastic-like
Exons: 4
Coding region: 239-625 (128 amino acids)
Biological process (GO): tricarboxylic acid cycle; malate metabolic process; oxaloacetate metabolic process
Molecular function (GO): L-malate dehydrogenase (NAD+) activity
Source: RefSeq, a predicted model, not a curated record